Molecule: messenger RNA, 3327 nt
Organism: Manihot esculenta (cassava)
Lineage: Eukaryota; Viridiplantae; Streptophyta; Magnoliopsida; Malpighiales; Euphorbiaceae
Product: putative disease resistance protein RGA1
Exons: 1
Coding region: 1-3327 (1108 amino acids)
Biological process (GO): defense response to other organism
Molecular function (GO): ADP binding
Source: RefSeq, a predicted model, not a curated record
AUGGCAGACAUAGUCCUUUCUCCAGUCCUACAGGUGAUCUUCGACAGAUUAGCAUCUCCAAUCCUGCAAGUACUUGGCGACAGAUGGGAUCUCAAAGAUAACUUCCAGAAUCUACAGCAAGCCUUAUUAAUGGCACAAGCAGUUCUUGAGGAGGCUGAAGACCAACAUGUCACCAAUAAAGCUGUCCAAACUUGGCUGUUGAAACUUAAGGCUGCAGCUUAUGAUGCUGAAGACUUGCUUGACAAGCUUGCAGCACAUCUGAAGAAAUCUGAAGCACAGGAAGCACAUUUUUCCAGCUUCUUUGAUGCAAAAAAGAUUGUAUUUGAUGCAGAUGAGGUGAGAAAGAAGCUUCAGGAAUUGCAAACUGUAGCACUAGAGGGUUCUAACUUCAAUCUUCAACAGGGUAAUAUGAUAGCAGCUAGUCAAUUUGAUGAGAGGGAAACAGGCUGUUUUGUUAUUGAAUCAGAAAUCUAUGGAAGAAACAAGGAUAAGGAGGAGAUAGUAAAACUGUUAUUGUCACGUGAAGAAACCAACAAAGGAAAUUUGUCCUUCAUUCCGAUCAUCGGUAUGGGAGGACUAGGCAAGACAACUCUUGCUCAGUUAGCGUAUUACGAUGAUGAGGUGACACAACAUUUUGAUGUUAAACUAUGGGUUUUUGUUUCUGAUGCUUUUGAUGUAAGGAUAAUAAAGGAAGCAAUUGAGUCUGCAACAAUGGAAAAAUGUGAAAAUUUGGCGGUAAAUGUGCUUCAGUCCAAGCUCUGGGCAUUGCUGCACAAGAAAAGGUACUUAGUUGUGUUGGAUGAUGUUUGGAAUGAAGAUCAGAAGGCAUGGGACAAACUAAAACCUGUAUUCGUGGGUGGCAUGGAUGGGAGUAAAAUAGUUAUCACUACCCGAAACCAAAAAGUUGCACUUGUAACAAGCUUCCCAACUUAUCCAUACUAUUUGAAAGAACUGGACGAGGAUGAUUGCUGGAAGUUGUUCAAGCAUCGAGCUUUCCCACGAGGAGAAGAAAGUAAGUAUCCGAACCUUGUACCAAUAGGAAAAGAGAUCAUUAAAAAAUGUGGAGGUAUUCCAUUAGCAGUGAAAACUAUGAGUGUUUCGAUGCGCUUUAAGAAACAGGAAAGAGAGUGGUUAUUUGUUCAAAACAGUGAUCUAUGGAAAUUAGAUGUAUACCAUAAAGAAAUUUUACCUGUAAUGAAAUCCAGCUACCUUCUUUUACCAUCUCACCUCAAACGCUGCUUUGCUUUCUGCUCAAUUCUCCCCAAAGGAUAUGAAAUCAAGAAGGAGAAACUAAUCCAAUUGUGGAUGGCAGUAGGGUUAAUUCGAUCUGAUGGAACAAGAAAACCGCUGGAGGACAUUGGCGAAGAGUACUUCCAGGACUUAAUAUGGAAGUCUUUCUUCCAUGAUUCAGGAGAUUUUGACAAUGGUGACAAAAGUGGAUACAGAAUGCACCAUAUCAUUCACGACCUUGCACAAUCUGUUGCAGGACAUGAUUCUAUUGUUCUAGAGAAAGGUCUUCCAUCAUGUAGUCUUACUCAAAUUCGUCAUGCUGCUGUGGUUUGUGAUUCUAAGAAUCCUGAAAUCCAUCAAGCUUUGUGCAAGGCAAAACGUUUGCGAACUCUCAUACUGUCUCCUGGAGGUGACACCACAGAGUUUCCUGAUCAAUUGUUUGCAACUUCCACAUUUUUGCGCGUGCUAGAUAUGAGUGCAUCUGGCCUUCAUUACCUAGUCCACUCCAUUGGUAACUGCCUGUGCUUGAGAUAUCUUGACCUUUCAUACACACCAAUCAGGUUCUUGCCUUACGGUACAGUCGAACAACUGCCAUUUUUGCAAACUUUGAAUCUUUGUGGUUGCAUUAACCUCAAGGAAUUGCCUAUUAUUGCAAAAAUGAUGAGCCUAAGACAUCUCGAUAUAACUGGAUGCGAAUCACUGACUGCCAUGUCGCCUUCUUUUGAUGCACUGUAUAAAAAUUACGGACGUUCCUUCAGUAGGGCAGCCCAACAUGAGAAAUUCUUUAACUCAACAUUUGAGCCUGGAUUCUCUUCUCAGCUACAUAUAUUGCCAACAAUUGUAGUUGGUGGUUUUCUAGACCUCAUGUUUCUAGGAAGGUUAAACCUUCAAGGUGAGUUAAAGAUCAUACAUUUGGAGAACGUCAAUACUUCAAAUGAUACAGAGAAUGCCAAUUUGAUGGAGAAAGACAACCUUGAUUCUUUAGGACUAUACUGGGGGGAGAAACAUGACAUAUCCAUCCUAAAUCCAGUGCAGGAGGAUUCAAAACCUCCAUUCUUGAAAAGAGAACAGCAUCAUUCAACUGGAUCAUCAGAACAGCACCAAAGUGAUGCUAAUGCAGCAGAAGAAGUUGCCAAAGGCCUCCAACCACACCAAAAUUUGAAGAUGUUAGUUGUGAAAGGGUAUCCAGGAAAUAGAUUUCCACAUUGGAUGCUGCCGAAUCUAACCAAGGUUGAUUUGAGAGAUUGCCCGAAUUGCAAUUAUCUUCCUGUCCUAGGGAAUCUUUUGUUUCUAAAGACUCUCAUCCUGCAUGGAAUGCCUUCUCUGGUGCAUAUUGGGACAGAGUUCUAUGGUGAAGCCAGUGGGCAACUGUUCCCUUCACUUGAAGAACUUGUUCUCAGUGAUUUCCUUAAUCUGCAAGAAUGGCUUGAUCCAGAUGGAAAAGAUGCCUUCCCUAAGCUGAGCAAAUUAAUUGUCAAGAAAUGUCCCAAGCUGAUUUCAAUGCCAUUACUUGCCUCUCUUGAACACUUGGAAAUACGGAAGUGUAGUGCAGUUCUGUUUAAUUCCAUAAAGAGCGCAUCCUCUCUUACAGUUCUUGCCAUUGAGGAUGUAGCAGAGUUUUCGCCAUCAUCAGAAGGGAUCUUUGUGAACAAUCCUCUCCUUUCUUCUUUGGAGAUAAUAGCUUGCCCAGGGCUUUGUUUUCUGCCAUCAGAGUUGGGAAACCUCAAUGCUCUCAAGUCAUUGAAAAUUCAUAGGUGUGAAGAGCUCUCCUCUUUCCAACAAGGUUUCCAGCACUUCAAGGCUUUAGAAAGUUUAGAAAUUUGUCACUGCCACUGUAUUUCUAUACCAGAGGGGAUUGGAAGUAUCAGUUCCCUCAGAAGUUUAUGCAUAGACAAUUGUGACAAUUUGACAUCAUUACCUUUGAGUUUGAAGAAUCUCACAUGUCUUGAGCACUUGACCAUCAUGAACUGUCGAAAUCUCGUGUCUUUGCCAGAGGACAUGCAUCGACUUUCUGCUCUUCAAAGUUUGACCAUCUUAAGCUGUUCCCAGGUUUUGUCUCUGCCUGAAGAGUUGCAGCAUAUCACAACAAUGCAUUGA